UAAUAUUAUUUGGUGGUUAAAGUUUGUUUUAAUUCGUUGCAUGUCGAGAAAAAUCUUGAAGAACUCAACAUUUUUUAUAUUCUGUGAUUUGAAAUCAGUGUUAGUGAACUGGGUUUCUUACUCGAUUUUUUUUUGUUUCAGUUUGUCAUUUUUUUUAACUAAAAGGUGAAUGAUAUUUUCUGUUUCAAUAAGUUAUUUCAGCUUGUUCUUCUCUCUUAGCAGCAUUUCUCAUUAGCAAAAUGUAUCGUUUUGUAGCAAAUCUUGCUUCCAAAGCCAGAGUGGCAAGAACCAACACCCAACAAAUUGGUGGAAGGUUAAAUUGGAGUAGAAGUUAUGCUGCAAAGGAUAUUAGAUUUGGUGUUGAAGCUCAAGCUGCAAUGCUUAAAGGUAUUGAAGAACUUGCUGAUGUUGUUAAAGUCACUAUGGGUCCAAAGGUGAAUUUUUUAUCAACCCCAUUAGUCAAUACACUCUGUUUGUUACAUAGAUUGUUUAUAUAUUUAUAUGUAAACAAUUCAACCCCAUUAGUGAAUACACACUGUUUGUUACAUAGAUUGUUCAUAUAUUUAUAUGUAAACAAUGUUUAGUAUAAAAUAUUGUGACUUAUAGUACUUGAAAUGUUACUGCAUCUUUAGAAGCUGAAAUAAGUGUCAGGUUGCUGAUUGUUUUUUAGGCAAGCAACUGCUAUAGUGGAGACAUAUUUUGUGUCUUAAUUUGCUAUUUGAUUAACUGCUACUACAUUUG
Molecule: messenger RNA, 741 nt
Organism: Lycium barbarum (goji berry)
Lineage: Eukaryota; Viridiplantae; Streptophyta; Magnoliopsida; Solanales; Solanaceae
Product: chaperonin CPN60-like 1, mitochondrial
Exons: 3
Coding region: 240-584 (114 amino acids)
Source: RefSeq, a predicted model, not a curated record